Acaulospora colombiana is the source of this 1350-nucleotide messenger RNA. The record is from the annotation of a GenBank genome assembly. NCBI's taxonomy places the organism in Eukaryota, Fungi, Glomeromycota, Glomeromycetes, Diversisporales, Acaulosporaceae.
AUGCCUGCAGUAGAAAUUCCGCAAAAUGACGCUGUAGCUUCACUCAUGGGCCGGAACAAUCUUCAAGAGGAGACCGCAGGCGGCCUAUUAUCAUGGAGGAAAGGAAUUUACUCGACGCUCGGAAUCUUAACAUUCUUUUACCUCACAACGACCAUAACUCUAUUUUACUUAAGAAGGCAUAAAAUUUCGGACAUUCGAUAUCGUCCGUUACGAUUGAACUUGCUGAAUUCUCUAGCCACAAUCAUGCUGUGCGUGAUGUUUUGUUUUCGCUCUGGAUUCUAUCCUUACGGAUUCCCUUGCUUCAUCAUACACUGGACAUCUUACAUAGGUUACUUUUUGUAUUUCACAGCUUUAGCCUGUAGGGUAUUUUCGUUCGCCUGGGUGGCGAGAUACAAUAUUGCUAAAUUAAGAAUGAGCAUGGCAUGUAAUUCAAACCUUCAUUCAAUUAUUGCACCGCAAACUCCAAGAACACCCGUUGGGGAAAGGGAUCUUGAUUUUCUUGGUUUGCGGUUAAUGCUUAGAUUAAAGAAAUUCAAACAUUACGCCACAGACGAAUGGUUGUCCGUGUGGGUCUUAUGCCCAGUUCUCGGAUUUGCUUUUGUCCUCGCCCUCGUUACGCAAAUCCUGUCUCCCAACCUCUCUAUCCAUCCAGUUCAAACAAGGUGUCCAAUCGGAGUUGAGUCAUUUAAAACACAUGCCCUGAUGGAAGUCCUCGAAUCAACGUCAAAUGAUGGGACCAAGUCGAAUAACCAGAGCUCAUUGAAGUCAAAGAAAUACGAGUUAUUUGAAAAGGUCCUUGCGGACGCCAAGUUAUUCGAACUUUAUAAAGUAUGCACGGCGGCUUGUUUCUGUACGGAAUUAAUUCUCUUCCUGAGAGAAUUUCAAUAUCUAAAAAUGCUAGUGAUUCGAUGUUGUACUCCAUCAAACCGAGAAUUAUUGCCACCACCAACACCAAAUCUUGUUAUUGCUGAAACCGGACACAUUUCAUUUCCGGAGACGCCUGGGUUUCCCUCUCCAACACCGUUGUCUCCAACUUUCAUAUCAAACACACCGUGCACGAAAUCCAUAAUCGAAACUGUCACAGCAGCAUCGUGGAUACCAUUUCCGUACGAAUUAAAAUCCGACUAUGCUAUGUUUUAUGAUACAUUCUUGAAUCCUGAUUCCGACCUCUCGAUAAAUUUCUCGGGAAGUUUAUUGAGUGAGGCAAAGGAAAAGAUCGAGAAAGAACAAUACGACCUGUCAAUGUAUGAAAGUGCUCGGGAGGAAGUGUUGACCUUGUUAUACGUGAAUACAUUUGAAAAGUUUUUGAAGAUGUGCGGACCCGAGGUGAAGAGUCGAAAAUGGGAUUGA